This is a messenger RNA of Cryptococcus wingfieldii CBS 7118, 4416 nucleotides long. RefSeq names its product signal sequence binding protein. The record is from RefSeq and is a predicted model, not a curated record. NCBI's taxonomy places the organism in Eukaryota, Fungi, Basidiomycota, Tremellomycetes, Tremellales, Cryptococcaceae. Gene Ontology annotation, cellular component: membrane; Golgi apparatus. Gene Ontology annotation, molecular function: protein binding. The transcript is spliced from 13 exons. Gene Ontology annotation, biological process: Golgi to vacuole transport; Golgi to endosome transport; protein targeting to vacuole. Bases 1 to 4416 code for a protein of 1471 amino acids.
AUGCUGCUCCUGCCAGCGCUCCUAGGCGUGCUCAUAUCGGCACUGGCCGCCCUCGCAGCAGACCCUCAGGUCACCGUCAACCGCAUAGAGAACCUCCCAAACAGGCUCUUCUACUUUGACGACACCCCCGUGGUCAUGUACCAUGAUCCCGCGAUGCUCACCGUCCAUCGCUCAGAAGAUGAAGGCAAGACGUGGGAGCAGAUCACCGGUCCUAUAGAGGGCGAGGCCAUUCGUCUCGUCGAGCACCCCCACAACAACGAAAUGGCCUUCAUCAUCGGCCGCUAUACCACCCACUGGGUCACCUAUAAUCGCGGAGCCACUUGGCAAUCCUUUGUCACCCCUCGUGACGCAAGCCUCGGUGGCAAGACCCUCACAUUCCACUCCGGACAUGACGACUGGAUACUGUUUCAGGGCGUCGCGUGCGAGAGCGGAGGUUUUGGGAAAUGGGGAGGCAAGACGUGCUGGGAUGAGACAUUCUACACGACUGACGCGUUCCGAUCUGAACCACAACUCCUUCUCAGUCAAACGUCCCAAUGUAUAUUCGCUCGCUCCUCCGAAGCCUUCGUCUCGGCCCCGGAAAAACUCGUCUUUUGCGUGGCCUUUGACCAGAGCCAAAAGCCGGGGAGCGGGGGAAUGCACAGUAUCAAGGAGAGCAGGCUAUACUCUUCCGAAGACUGGUUUGAGAACAAAAAGUUUGUCGACCUGGGUAUUGGAAAGAGGGCGAGAGGUGUCGUUGGACUCGGGGUCGUUUCCAAAUUCAUGGUCGUCGCUCUGAAUGUUGCCGAUAUGGGAACCAAAAGGGCAGGUGGCGGUGACCCCAUGGCACUCUAUGUCUCUACAGAUGGUCUCGAAUGGCGACAGACCCAGUUCCCACACUCUGCACUCCCCGACCUCAAAGAGAACGCCUAUACUAUUGUCGAAUCUACCACCCAUUCCAUUGCUGUCGAUAUUCUCACCUCUCCCUCCGCCAACAUCGGCACCCUGUUUGUCUCCUCCGGCGAAGGCACUUACUUUGUGGAAGCUCUGGCGGACACCAAUAGAAACGAGUAUGGGAUCGUCGACUUUGAAGGCCUUGUGGGGCUCGAAGGGGUAGGAAUUGCAAAUGUGGUCGCAAACAGGGAGGAGGUUGUGGGGUGGGGUGAACCGAAAAAGAUCAAGAGCAAGAUCACUUAUGAUGAUGGGUCCAGCUGGAAAUUCUUGAGCCCGCCCGCCAAGAACUUGAAUGGCGACGAUUGGUCGUGUGAUACCUCUGAUCUAUCAAAAUGUUCUCUCCAUGUCCACUCUGUCUCGACGCCUCACAACAUUGGUCGCGUCUUUUCUUCUACCGCUCCGGGUUACGUUAUGGCCGUCGGGUCGGUCGGUGAAAGUUUACUUUCUUAUGACGACUGUGAUACCUUCCUGUCCACGGACGCUGGUUUGUCUUGGCGUCAAGUACAGGAAGGAGCGCACAAGUACGAGUUUGGUGACCAAGGGAGUGUGCUUGUCAUUGUGGACGAUGAGCAAGCUACAGACCACGUCCACUACUCUUAUGAUGGUGGACACACCUGGACACAACUCGACCUUGGAGUCACCGUUCGCGGCCUCGUCCUCACUACCAUCCCCGACUCGACCUCUCAAAAGUUCAUCCUCCUCGGCACCCUCCCCCGUAAAGAUUCAGGUGGCGGCCGGCACGCCAUGAUCCAGCUCGAUUUUGCCCCACUGCAGACACGCCAGUGCACCGAUGAUGAUUUCGAACGUUGGUACGCCCGCAGUGGCGAGGGAAACGAAUGUCUCAUGGGCCACAAGCAAUGGUACCAACGCCGCAAGCUCGAUGCGCCAUGCUACGUCGGCCACAAAUUUGAAGAUCCCGUGGGGCACGAAGAGAACUGCGCCUGUGCGGACGAAGACUACGAGUGCGACUUCAACUAUGUCAGGCAAGAUGGGGAAUGCGUGGCUGUCGGCCCAGAACCAGUUCCUCCGGGUACUUGCAACAAGCCAGAUGGCAAGUAUCUGGGUUCGUCAGGAUACAGAAGGAUUCCUGGAAACACUUGUGAGAAUCGCUCAGGUCAAGCCAAGGACAGUCCUAUCAACAAGGAUUGCUCCGACGCCCGACCAGAGAGCGGCAGUCCCUCCCAUGUCGUGCACGAAUUCGAAUCCGACAUCAUCUCGCACUCCUACUUCCCUCUGUCGCAGACUAUCCUGAUCCAGCUGGCGGAUUCUACGGUGUGGCAAUCAAGCAACGAGGGCUUCUCUUGGAAGCAGCUCUAUGAAGAUGAGACUUUCUUGGCGGUGAUUGUUCACCAGUACAGCCCCGAGAGAGCCUAUCUGCUCACCAACACGCGCAAGAUCUACUACACCACCGACACUGGGCGAUCUUGGAACACUAUGAAUGUCCCCAACGACCCCAACACGUUAGGUAUCCCUAUAAUCGAUUUCCACCCCACAAAACCCGAUUGGAUCAUCUUUACUGGCUCUAUCGACUGCGAUGAUGCGCUAUCCACCUCAUGCAGGGCUAUCGCGCACUAUUCGACAGAACAUGGAAGGAGGUGGAGGAAGAUUGACGAGUAUGUCAGGAUCUGUGCGUGGGCCAGAGAUCAGCGGUUGAAGAUUGAUGAGCGAGAGAUCAUUUGCGAGAGUUACAAGAAUAAGAAGGGGUCACAGAUAUCCGGAGACUACAAUCCGAUGGAGUUGAUCGCUGGUGGCAGCUAUUAUUCAAAGAAGAACAAGGUCUUUGAUUCUGUCGUCGGAUUUGCGAGCUUUUCGGAAUACCUUUUGGUUGCAAAGCUGAACGAGGAUCAAGGAACCUUGUCGUUACAAGUGUCUUUGGAUGGCUACCACUUCUCCGAGGGACAGUUCCCACCGAACAUGAAGAUUGAAAACCGCGCUUAUACCAUCUUGGAGAGCAGUACCGAUGCCGUCUUUUUGCAUGUCACCAUGCACUCCGGCCAGAACAAGGAGUGGGGAAGCAUUUUCAAAUCCAACUCGAAUGGUACAUACUAUGGCCUCUCCCUCGAUUACGUGAACAGAAACACGGCAGGCUAUGUCGACUUUGAAAAGAUGAUCGGUCUUGAUGGUAUCGCGGUCGUCAAUGUCGUCAGCAACCCUUCGGAAGCCGACAUAUCUGGCCGGAAGAGUAUUCAGAGCCGGAUCACCCACAAUGACGGUGGUAGCUGGAAGCCAUUGAACCCUCCCGCAAAGGAUUCACUAGGUCAAGAGUACUGGUGCCAAUCUACCUCUUGUUCCUUGCAAAUACACGGCUACACUGAGCGCAGAGAUCCCAAGGCCACUUAUAGCAGUCCUUCUGCUGUUGGCCUCAUGCUUGCUGUUGGAAAUGUUGGCGAAGAGCUCGCCACAUACACGGACUCUGACAUCUUCCUCACUCGAGACGGUGGUUACUCUUGGGAAGAAGUCCACAAGGAUGCCCAUAUGUGGGAAUUUGGAGACUCUGGGUCUAUAGUCGUCCUUGUCAACGACGAAGAGGCCACCGACCACGUCUUGUAUACCUUGGAUGAGGGCCUGACUUGGCAAGAGUAUGCUUUCGGGUCGCCAUUGAGAGUCAAGACCAUCCAGACUGUACCCGACGAUACCUCCCGUCGAUUCUUCCUCAUUGGAUCUUCGCCCUCAAACCCAUCUUCAUCAUACCUUGUCCAUCUGGACUUUUCUGUCAUCACACAGACCAAGUGUGAAUUGAGCAUCGAAGACCCUAACCACGAUGACUUUGAGCUCUGGUCUCCAAGUGAAAGCCGAGAGGACCAGUGUCUGUUUGGUAGGCAGACAAUGUAUCACAGGAGAAUCAGGGAUAAGAACUGUUAUGUCGGGGAGAGAGUUGUUCAACCGAACACCAUUGUAAGGAACUGCACAUGUACUGCUUCCGACUUUGAAUGCGAGUUCAAUUAUCGUCGAGAUGCCUCUGGCAAUUGUGUUCUCGUAGACGGCGCUGUGGCCCUGUCUUCGAACACCGAGUACGAGCAGUGUGACGGGUAUACCGACUAUUGGUAUGAGCGAACCGAAUACCGCAAAAUCCCCUAUUCUUCAUGUGAAGGGGGCGAACGGCCAGAUCAAGGACGUCGACACUCGUGUCCAGGUCUCAUUGUGGGCGGAGUCCGACGCGGCGCCUUGUUCUGGGGAUCCAUCGCCAUAUUGCCAUUCGCCAUCGCCGGCUUGGCAGGAUACCAUUACUACAAAAAGGGCGACCAGCUCGGGUCCAUCCGACUGGGCGACCAUCGUGCUUUCGGGGGAAGCGGCGGAAGUUCAGAUGGGUGGGUGGCUGUGGCUGCGAGCGUGCCGCUGUUCUUGGUGGGCGUGGCGCAGGAAGGGUGGGCUUGGGUGGUUGGCAAAGUGCCAUUCUUGGAUGAUCUGGUCACGAGACGUUCAAACUAUCGAUCUGUACCGAUUGAUGAGGAUGCGGAGGUUCUGGGAAAUUACGAAGACGAGUAG